Molecule: messenger RNA, 2877 nt
Organism: Annulohypoxylon truncatum
Lineage: Eukaryota; Fungi; Ascomycota; Sordariomycetes; Xylariales; Hypoxylaceae
Product: heterokaryon incompatibility protein-domain-containing protein
Exons: 1
Coding region: 454-2508 (684 amino acids)
Source: RefSeq, a predicted model, not a curated record
AUUCGAUUUUGGUGACGAGCCGCGCUAUCCCACAAAAACUUCAAUUCGCUUAUUUAUUGCCAUAGUAAUGUGCCCCGCAUCUACGUACUAGGGCUGGUUGAAGCAGGCAGAGAUGAACCUGUCUAGGCAGCAUAGGGUGCUAAGUAAGCAGGCAAAGCAUAACUAUUGCUGUGUAAGCCCUGUUUCGCAGAGCCUUACCGACACUGUUGCCAAUUAUGAUGAAGAUCACCUCUGCGUCCUUGUACGACCUUGCAGGAGCUGAUACCAAGCAUCCAAUUCGGGGCAAGUCGAAAUGCCAGUCAGCACAAAUCCUAGCAAACCACCAGAACACAUGUUCACGAACCUUGUUGGUGCCCUACAAGGCGACAAAUCAUAACAUACCAAUAUACACACCCUAGUAACCAGGGCGAAGAAUAGGACUAGAAGUUUUACAUAUAUAAUUGAGGUUACACAAUGGAUCUGCUCACCCGACAAGACCAUCAUGUCGAUCAGACGCUUCAAUCUCUGCAGAUGGCUAUCGCCAGCCACUAUUCUCCUCUCCGAGACCGCGAAAUCCGACUGAUAGAUAUCCAGCCUGGAGAGUCCUCUGACGCCCUUCACCUCCGGUUAUACCAUGCCAUUCUGGGCGAGGCUACCUCUCCCCCUUACGAAGCCUUGUCAUACGUCUGGGGAUCGUCGACCGACCCUGUCAAGACAGUCGUAGAAAUCGUUUUGCCAGAUUCUACGCUUCGCAACGAUGAGUUUCUCGUUGGCCAGAACCUGGCAACGGCCCUACAGCACCUACGUUAUGCUGAUAUGCCAAGAACUAUCUGGGCAGACGCGAUCUGCAUAAACCAGAACGACUACGACGAGCGGGCAAAGCAAGUUCUGAUGAUGCGUGAAAUCUAUCACCUCGCUCAGAAAGUCGUCGCUUUCCUUGGCCCAGAACAGGACGACGGCGAUGUCGCGUUCGAAGUUCUCGAGCGGAUUGGCAGCAAGGUUGAUGUAGACUUUGGGUCUGGCAUCGUGACACCUUCGUCUAGUUCUGUUGAGCCUGGGUGGGCUGAUAUGAAGCAAGAACUACGCCUUAGCAAGAAGGAAGCUAUGUCCAUAUAUAAUCUCAUAAGCCACGAAUGGUUCGAGAGGCUUUGGAUACGGCAGGAGAUCGGUCUUGGUGAAGCUGAAGGAGUAUUGCAAUGUGGUCGCAAGCAAACCCGGUGGCGAGUAUUCUGCAAGGCGAUAUACGUCAUCUUUCGAAAGCCCCUAGUAGCCGACGAGUUCGACGCGGCGGAAGAGCAAAUGUUCCGCAAGUACCUCGGCCAAGCAGACACUGUCGCGCUCUAUUCGAAAAGGAGAUUCCGAUUCUCAAACCUCAGGCGGCAGAUCAGAACAUCGAAGUGCUCUGACCCGCGAGAUAGGAUUUACGGCAUCAUGGGCCAGCUUCGGGAGACGGAUCAAAUCGUUUUUAUGCCGGAUUACUCCAAGAGUGUCGCCGAGGUAUACACGGAAGUGACCAGGAAGUACAUCGAGCACUUCAACAAGCUUGAAGUUCUGAAUCAGUGCGAGUUACGUACGCCUAGUCCUUUUCCUGGACUGCCAAGCUGGGUUCCCGAUUGGUCCAGUUUCUUGUCUUCGUCACAAGUCCACGCGGUGCUGCCAGCGAUUUUCGAUCUCCUACCCGCCGUUGCCAGUAUUGAUGAUCGUCUCCUCCGAGCUCACGGGAUUCGCUGUGGCACUGUUUCUGAUGUCUUCUGCGUGUAUGAGUUGCAACAAGAUGCAACCCCUGCCGAGAUUGCUCAGGCACUGCAAAAGCUGCUCUCUGAAACCGAAAGAAAAGUAGCACUACACGAAAAUCGCGGGUCCCGGGAACACAUCCUGGAAGCCUAUGCCCACGCUCUCUGGGUUGGCAAUUUUGGCGACCGAUGGUAUCCACCUGUGCCUCAUGAACCAUUAUACAACGAUUGUCUUUCCUUAGUACGUGCUCUCGUCAAUUCAGACUCACAAGAACAAUCGUUCUUGCCACAAGAAGACUCGAAGCUGUGUCUCAACCGCGCGAACGAUACUUGUAACAACCGCGCCCUCUUCAUUACCGAGGACGGCCAUAUCGGACACGGACCAGCUUCCAUCGCUGCCGGUGAUGAACUAAGCCUUAUUUUCAGCUGCUCCAAGCCAGUCGCAUUACGCCCGUUCUCCGAUGCGCGAGAUGGCAGCGGAGGUGCGAAGUACAAGGUAGUGGGCGAGUGCUACCUAGAUCGUAACAUGCUUGGCGAGGCGCUUCUUGGCGAGUUGCCAAGACACCUCUCGAGGCUUCUAAACCCGGACGCCUUAUUAAAGCCAGAGAACUCGGGCUUCAUUGACACUCGAACAAACGAUAUUUCUCGAGAGGACCCGAGAAUCGAGCCUUUCCUGGCGGGAUUAGUGGAGAAGGGACUGCUAUCCGAUCCUUCGAUGGAAGAGCUCGAGAAAAGGGGAGCUUUUGAUAUCUUGGUGAAAGCUGGCUAUCCUUUGCAGAUCUUCAAUUUGGUUUGAAGUGCCUCAGUCUUCGGGUAGUAAAAUAUUCCUCUUUGCGGGAGUUUUAUGGGCGGAUGUGUGAGUUAAGAUCUCAAUUAGACGCCUUUUUUAUCAAGGGUCCGUCUACCAUACACCUACCUUUUAUGUCACCAGCAAGUCAACUACGUAUUCUUCAGAUAAAACAAAAUCAAUACAACAUCUAUGACCCCAGAUUCAAAACCAAUGAACAAAAUAUAAAGAUAAAAGACUUUGACUUCUGACCAAAUCUGGAAAGGAUGGAAUUGACGCCGAGCUAAAUAGGAAAAUAGGGGCCCAUUCACCACUGGCCAAAUACGCUUAUGAAAUCAAAUGGAGAAAGGGGGUUACCCUCACCAAAUUCCAGCAAAG